AUGGACGUCCAGCAGCCGCCGGCAAAGUCCAGCCGCCACCUAGAUAGAGAGAGGAAACGAGCGGCUCGAGCAUGCGAUGGCUGUCGCCGCCAGAAGGAGCGGUGCGAUGGAGGCGUGCCGUGCCGGAGGUGCUUCCGGCUAGGCCGCCCAUGCGACUUCACGGCUAGAGCCUCUGCCGAUACCGAGUCCCAGGCCGGCGCAGGCGUGCGCCCGGGAGCAAUAGCAAGGCGGAAUCGUUCUGACAACCACCAAAGACCCCGCGCAGCCGAGAGCGCCGCUGACCAGGCCAAACGUCUCGAGUACCUGGAACGGAUUGUCCAGGGCUACGUCGGCAGCAAAGAUGCGCUUGACCUCGAGGCUCUCAAGGAUCUGGCCGAGGCCACGGACAAGCGCCGAGAUUCCACUCGACCGGCUGAUAUCUCGUCCCAGAGCUCUGAGUUCGAUGGCGUGGACGAGAAGUUUGAGAUGCGACCUCUCCACGGCAAUGUCACACAUUAUUCCGGAGAAUUUUCGCACUGGAACUUUUCCAUGCGCAUAAAGAAGUGGAUCGACCAAACAGUUACAAAUGAUUCUUUAAACCAACCGCACAAGUCCGCGACGUCAUUCAAGGAGUAUUAUCGUGCAGAGGAGCUCCAAUCAAAUUCAGAAAUCCUAGGAUCACUAUCAAUGUUACCACCGAGACCCAUCGCCGACUUUCUCGUUUACUCCUUUUUCAAGCAUGCGCAGACCAACUAUUUCUUUGUUGAACAGGACUGGCUCAGGGCCAAGUUAAAUCUUGCUUACGAGAAUCCUGGAUCCUUCUCUCGGAGAGAUGUGGGAAUAAUCGGCAUUAUUUUCGCUACCUUUGCCAUUGGAACGCAAUUUGCGUACCUCGAGUCCUUGGUUGAAGGCGCUGAGAACCCCACAGAGAAAGGGGCGGGCGCGUUUUCAGAAGAUGCGGUUGGGAUACUGUUCUAUCAGCAAGCGUGCAGGCUGCUUCCAGAUGUUAUUACAGUAUCCUCACUAGAGAGCGUGCAGGCCGUCCUAUUGCUUGGUAUAUACACUCUGCCAGUGGAUGCAUCUGGAUUGGCCUACAUCUAUCUCAACUUAUCCCUUAAGCUGGCGAUACAAAAUGGCAUGCACAGGAAAUAUCCCGUCGAAAAUCGAGAUGUGCGCAUUGUCGAGACUAGAAAUCGGGUAUGGUGGAGUGUAUACACGAUUGAAAAGCGUGUCGGAAUCUUCCAUGGAAGACCUACAUCUAUAUCAAGUACUGAUGUGGACGCCGAUUAUCCGAUUCAUCUCCCCAAUCUUUGGUCAUCAACCACGCCGACCGAUACUGCGCAUCUCCUAGCGACCUUUGAACUAAAUCAAAAGCUAAGCAGAAUGUCCCAAGAGAUAACUGUACUACGGUCUUUACCUAAACACGACGUUCCAGAAGGUUUGAAAAGGCUCUUAGGACUGCAUCGUGAACUAAAAGGCUGGUGGGAAUCUCUGCCGAACGACAUAUUCUGUAAAGAAUUUACGUCUCAGUCGACAUUGUCUCGCCAACACAUGCAUCUGCACUUGGAAUAUUGUCUUGUACGCAUGUUUGUCGGUCGCGUUUUUAUCUUUCCCGAGGCAGGAUUCAAAGAUGGUAGCAGUCCGGCCACAUCUGCAAACGGGCCCUCCAGUGCGUCGCUGAGUAGGAAGGGUACUCGUUCGACCUUGGUUGCAGACUGUACUGAGGCUGCACUGUCAAUUAUAGACACUUGUCGCUCUCUGCGCAAUAGUAUUGGACUCGCUCGCGCGUCGUAUACUGAAUUCAGCUCCUGUCGGGCGGCGCUGUUGGUCAUCACCACGCAAUGUCUUUCUCAGAAGACAUACAUGUUCCGACAGGCUUUACGAGAUGGGCUAUCUAUGCUCAAGGAAAUGUCAACUGGCAGCCAAUCCGCACACUCCGAAAUGUCGCUGAUAGAGGCAUUCGAACAAGCUAUAGCCAACAUGAACGCACAUGAGCUGACAGCCACCGCAAUGGUUAGCGAGUCUGAAUAUGCAAAGUUCAAAAAGUGGGAGCAACUAUGGAAGAGCGACGCACCUACAGCAGAAAUGGCCGAGACAGGCGUUGAAAACAAGCCAAUGCCGAUUGCGCCGCCGGUGAUGGAGCAGCCGAGGCAUAUGGGAGAAGCUCCGAAGGAAGAACCCGCGAUGAUGCCACACGGUACUCCGUUCUUUGGUGUUGAUGGACAUUUCGCGUCGUUUCCACAAAGUUUGGAUGACUUUUCGGCAUUCUUUGGGAAUGAGUUUGGAAACAACAUCGACCCUGGACAUGGAUGA
Trichoderma gamsii is the source of this 2292-nucleotide messenger RNA. RefSeq lists its product as hypothetical. Lineage: Eukaryota; Fungi; Ascomycota; Sordariomycetes; Hypocreales; Hypocreaceae. The transcript is spliced from 7 exons. Gene Ontology annotation, molecular function: DNA-binding transcription factor activity, RNA polymerase II-specific; DNA binding; zinc ion binding. Gene Ontology annotation, biological process: regulation of DNA-templated transcription; DNA-templated transcription. The coding region runs from base 1 to 2292 and encodes 763 amino acids. The record is from RefSeq and is a predicted model, not a curated record.